Aspergillus aculeatinus CBS 121060 is the source of this 1602-nucleotide messenger RNA. Its product is annotated as alpha-amylase. The record is from RefSeq and is a predicted model, not a curated record. Gene Ontology annotation, molecular function: calcium ion binding; alpha-amylase activity. The transcript has 3 exons. The coding region runs from base 10 to 1602 and encodes 530 amino acids. NCBI's taxonomy places the organism in Eukaryota, Fungi, Ascomycota, Eurotiomycetes, Eurotiales, Aspergillaceae. Gene Ontology annotation, biological process: carbohydrate catabolic process.
CAUGCACUGAUGCUCAUAAGCCCCUUUAGCACGGCAUUGAUGGCAAGCACCGGGGCAUGGCGAACCAGAUCGGUGUAUCAGACGAUGACCGACCGGUUUGCUCGCACGGAUGGGUCGACGACCGCUCCUUGCAACACGACCGCCGGCCUAUACUGCGGUGGCACCUGGCGCGGCAUGAUCGACCACCUGGACUACAUCGAGGGGAUGGGCUUCGACGCAGUGAUGAUCUCCCCGAUCAUCAAGAACGUCGAGGGGCGCGUCGCCUACGGGGAAGCGUACCACGGCUACUGGGCGGAAGACCUGUAUGCCUUGAACCCGCAUUUCGGGACGGAGCAGGAUCUCCUCGACCUGAGCCAGGCCCUCCACGCCCGCGGCAUGUAUCUGAUGAUGGACACGGUCAUCAACAACAUGGCCUACGUCACGAACGGCCACGACCCGGCCACCAGCAUCGACUACUCGAAGCUGCAGCCCUUCAACGAGGCCCGCUACUACCACCCCUACUGCCAGAUCACCGACUACAACGACUACCCGCUGGCCCAGCGGUGCUGGACGGGCGACGACAUCGUCGCCCUGCCCGAUCUGAAAACCGAAGACCCGGACGUCCAGCGCAUGCUCAACCGCUGGAUUUCUGAAACCAUGACCAAAUACUCAAUCGACGGGCUCCGUCUCGACGCCGCCAAACACAUCACCCCGGCCUACCUCCGGGCCUUCCAGCAAGCGGCCAACAACUCGCUGGUGACCGGGGAGGUCUUCGACCGGUCCGUCGACACCAUCUGCAGCUACCAGGCGGACAACGAGCUGACCAGCGUCCCCAACUACCCGAUCUACUACGCCCUGCUAGACGCCUUCACCAUGGGCGACACCACCGACCUCCCCAACCGCAUCGAGGAGAUGAAACACGCCUGCCCCAACGUAAGCACCCUGACGACCUUCUCCGAGAACCACGACGUCCCGCGCUUCGCAAGCCUCAUCAACGAUCUAAACCUCGCAAAAAACAUCCUAACAUUCACCCUCCUCUACGACGGCAUCCCCAUGAUCUACCAAGGCCAAGAACAGCACCUCACCGGCGCGCACGACCCCCUCAACCGCGAAGCCCUCUGGCUAACGGGGUACGCGAGCACGCCCGAGACCGCGCCGCUGUACACGCACAUCGCGGCUCUCAACGCGCUGCGCCGCCACGCCAUCCGCAUCGACCCGGCCUACGUCGACACCCCCACCUACCCGAUCUACCGCGGGUCCAGCGAGAUGGGGUUCCGGAAGGGCCGCGAGGACCGCCAGGUGGUGAUGGUGCUGUCGACGCAGGGCAGCGCCAGCGGCGCGUACAAGAUCCGGCUGACGACGGGGUUCCAGCCGGACGUGGAGGUGGUGGAGGUGCUGAGCUGUGAGCGGUUGACGGUGAGCGAGGUCGGGGAGCUGUGGUUGGGGAUGGAUCGCGGGGAGCCGAGGGUGUUGUUUCCGGUGAAGUGGAUGGAGGGGAGUGGGCUGUGUGGGUUUGAGGAGGGGGAGGGGAGUGGUGGAGAGGAGAUGGGGGGAGAGGGAGGGGGAGAGGGGGGGAAAGGGUUGGGUGGUGGUGGUGCUGGAGGUCAGAUGCUUGCGCCGUAG